Molecule: messenger RNA, 5433 nt
Organism: Trichechus manatus latirostris (Florida manatee)
Lineage: Eukaryota; Metazoa; Chordata; Mammalia; Sirenia; Trichechidae
Gene: SLC39A10
Product: solute carrier family 39 member 10
Exons: 11
Coding region: 1991-4522 (843 amino acids)
Biological process (GO): intracellular monoatomic cation homeostasis; zinc ion import across plasma membrane
Cellular component (GO): plasma membrane
Molecular function (GO): zinc ion transmembrane transporter activity; monoatomic cation:bicarbonate symporter activity
Source: RefSeq, a predicted model, not a curated record
UGCCCCAUAGGGUUUCCAAGGGGUGGCUGGUGGAUUCGAACUGCCAACCUUUUGGUUAGCAGCCGUAGCUCUUAACCACUGUGCCACCAGGGCUCCAAUUAUCUUCAUUAAUGUACAAAUAAAAUUGAUACAUUUUAAAUGGUGACAUUAUCCAUGAGACUAUGUAAGAAAUUGAUCUGUUUGAAUUAAAAAGCAAAACCUCAAAUUGAAUGUAGCUUUGGAAUUAAUAUAUAUGUACAUAUAUUUAUAGACCAACAUGUAUUUUGUAAGAAAAAUAUAUAAUUUUAAAAUUCUUAGCCCAUAUAUGCCAUAUGUGAUAAUUCAACCUAGUUUAUUCAGGUAAUCAUAACAUUUGACAAAAAUAUUCUAAAUAAAUGGAAGUGUUUGAUGAUUUAUUUGUAUAGUGCGCUCGUAUUUUAGCUAGCUUUUCUCACACUCGGUAGGAGGAGUUCAUUCAAGAUAUGGCUGGGCCCUACCCCUGAGUUUCUGAUUGAGUAGGUCUGGGUGGGUUGCAAUAAUUUGCAUUUCUAAUAAGUUCCCAGGAGAUCCUGAUGAUGGUUCUACUGCUCCUGCUUCUACGGCAACCACACUUUGAUAAACUACUGAUAAUAGGUUAUGUGGUAUCAUAUCAAAUGUACAGGAAAAUACAUAAAAGAAUAUGACAGACACCUGAAUCCCAUUAUCCUGCUUUAAUAUUUAACAUUUGCCACGUUUGCCUCGGAUCUUUUUUUUUUUCUCUAAAGAAAUACUGCAGAUGCAGUUAAAUAUACAUACCCCCUCCAUCUGAUUGCCUUCCUGAGAUGAUAACCACCCUCCAGAAUAAUUUACCAUCUAUUUUUUUACUCUUGCUAUCUAUAGAGUGGCUUUGAGUUGGAAUCGACGGCAACAGGUUUUUGGUUUUUUAUGUUUAUGUAUCCAAAACUAAGGUAUUGUUUUGCAUAUUUUUAAAUAUGCAAAUACAAAUGAUAUAAGGAAUCUUUUUGCAAUUUAUUCUUUUCAUUAUAUGUUUCUGAGAUUUGCGCAUAUUUUUAUGUGUUCCUUCAUAGUCAUAUAUUUCUAACUGUAGUGUAGUCUCUAAUUAUAUAAAUACACUGCUUAUUUUUUAUCCAUUCUUCCAUUAAUGGGCAUUUAGGUUUGUGGCAGGCACUAGCAGCUGCAUAAUUAACUGUCAUUCCUCAUUUACUUCCUUUCACCUUGCUUUUAGACCACCCAAGUUCUAUGGAUAUUCCUCCGUAUACUAAGGAAAGGUGACUCCUUUCUAGCCUCAGGAGAAUGAAUGUUGAUUUGUCUAAGCCGAUCAUGGUAAUUCUUCCUUACUAGUGGUUGUUUUUGGCAUGAGCAUGUAGUAUAGUCCUGAUCAAAGAUAUAUAAGGAGAAAUCUGGGAGGAGCUCCAAGGAAAAUUUUCUCCCUGGCUGAACAGAGAGGCAUGAAAAUAAAUCCUCUAGUAUUGGAUAUGGUUGUCAAAGGUGGAAUGGUUGUAGCAACAGCCAUUACCUUGAGAUCCUGAGGUGACAAAUCUCAGCGUGAAAGCACUUGGGUUUUUGAUAAUAUAAUUGUUUGAAGCCACCCAUUUCUCCUGACUUAUUUUUAUGUGAAAUUUUUCUCUUUUAACAACUUUUAGUUGAGUAUUUUGUUGUUUGCAACCAAAAACAUUGUGUUACAAGGUGGUUCACAUUAUAAAACAAAAAACAUUUCAACAUUACUGCAAUAAGGAUUCUUGAACUUCUUUCCUGUGCUUAUGGGCAAGUGUUUCUCUAGGGUCUAGGGUAGGAGUGGAAUUUGGGGGCUGUAGAGUGUGUUCAUCCGCAGCUUUGGUAGAUGUUGUCAGAUUGUACCCCCAAACAGCUGUACCAAUAUAUACUCCCUCUAGCAGUGUAAAAUAUUUUCUAUUUCUCCAUAUUAGAUUUUUUGCUAAUACCUGGUAUUGUCAGGGAACCCUGAUGAUGCAGUGGUUAAGAGCUCGGCUGCUAACCAAAAGGAAAAAUAGAAAUGAAGGUACAUAUGCACACAAAAUUUUGCCUCAUUUGUUUGCUGACGUUUAUUUUCCAUCAUUGCAACCAUUGCCAUGAAGACCAUGACCAUGGUCCUGAAGAGCAUCACAGACACCAUUGUGGAAUGACAGAAUCGGAGCCAAGCAAAUAUUCAGUGCUGGAUGCUGAAAAUCAAAAAAAGUGCUAUAUUGAAAAACUUUUUUACCGUUAUGGUGAAAAUGGGAGGUUAUCCUUUUUUGGUCUGGAGAAACUUUUAACAAACUUGGGCCUUGGAGAGAUAAAAGUAGUUGAGAUUAAUCAUGAGGAUCUUGGCCACGAUCAUGUUUCUCACUUAGAUAUUUUGGCAGUUCAAGAGGGAAAACAUUUUCACUCACAUAACCACCAGCAUUCCCAUAAUCAUUUAAAUCCAGAAAAUCAAACUGUGACUAGUAUAUCAACAAAAAGAAAUCAUAAAUGUGAUCCUGAGAAAGAGACAAUUGAAGUAUCUGUAAAAUCUGAUGGUAAACAUACGCAUGACCAUAAUCGUCGCUUACGUCAUCACCAUCGUUCACACCAUCACCUUGAUCGUAACACUACUCGCCAUUUUCAUAAUGAUUCCAUUACUCACGGUGAGCGUGGGGAGCCUAGCCAUGAACCAUCAACAGAGACCAAUACAACUCAGGAACAACGUGAAGUUAAGCCACAGAAACAGAAGAGGAGAAGAAAAGGAAAGAAAAGUAAUGACAAUUUUGAGGUUAUCACACCAGGUUUUCCUCCUAACUGUGAUCAGGGUGAACACUAUGAGCAUAAUCGGGUCCACAAACCUGAUUGUGUACAUAACCCCGUUCAUUCUAAUGCACAUCUUUCAGAACAUAAUGGUCAUGAUCCUGGUCAUGGACACCAAGAUCUUGAUCCUGAUAAUGAAGGUGAACUUCGACAUACUAGAAAGCGAGAAGCACCACAUGUUAAAAAAAGUGCAAUUUAUUCAGCUGCUAGUCACAAAGAUCAUAAUGAAGAUGACCAUCAACAUGAUGAGUGUUUGAAUGUCACUCAGUUGUUAAAAUACUAUGGUCAUGAUGCCAGCUCUCCUAUCUCACCUGAUCUAUUUACAUGCCUUUGCCCUGCGUUAUUAUAUCAGAUUGACAGCAGACUUUGUAUUGAACAUUUUGACAGACUUUUAGUUGAAGACUUAAACAAGGAUAAAAAUCUGGUUCCUGAAGAUAAGUCAAAUAUACAUGCAUCAGCAUGGAUUUGUGGUAUCAUUUCUAUCACUGUCAUUAGCCUGCUUUCCUUGUUAGGCGUGAUCUUGGUUCCCAUCAUUAACCAAGGAUGCUUCAAAUUCCUUCUCACAUUCCUUGUUGCGCUAGCUGUAGGAACAAUGAGUGGAGAUGCCCUUCUUCAUCUACUGCCCCAUUCUCAGGGUGGACAUGAUCACAGUCAUCAACAUGCACAUGGGCAUGGACAUUCUCAUGGGCAUGAAUCUAAGAAGUUUUUGGAAGAAUAUGAUGCUGUAUUGAAAGGACUUGUUGCUCUAGGAGGCAUUUACUUGCUAUUUAUCAUUGAACACUGCAUUAGAAUGUUUAAGCACUACAAGCAACAAAGAGGAAAACAGAAAUGGUUUAUGAAGCAGAGCACAGAAGAAGCAACUAUUGGAAGGAAACUUUCAGACCAUAAGUUAAAUAAUACACCAGAUUCUGACUGGCUUCAGCUCAAGCCUCUUGCCGGAACUGAUGACUCAGUUGUUUCCGAAGAUCGACUUAAUGAAACUGAACUGACAGAUUUAGAAGGCCAACAAGAAUCCCCUCCUAAAAAUUACCUUUGUGUAGAAGAAGAGAAGAUCAUGGCCCAUUCUCACAGUGAUGGAUUACAUAUCAUUCACGAGCAUGAUCUCCAUGCUACUGCACAUAACCACCUUGAGGAGACUAAAACUGUGCUGAGGAAACAUAAUCAUCAGUGGCACCACAAACAUUCUCAUCAUUCACACGGUCCUUGCCAUUCUGGAUCAGAUCUGAAAGAAACAGGAAUAGCUAACAUAGCUUGGAUGGUAAUCAUGGGGGAUGGCAUCCACAACUUCAGCGAUGGGUUAGCAAUUGGAGCAGCUUUCAGUGCUGGAUUGACUGGAGGCAUCAGUACUUCCAUAGCUGUCUUCUGUCAUGAACUGCCACAUGAAUUAGAUUGCUGUUUCUCUCAUGGUGUACUAGGUGAUUUUGCAGUUCUUCUUAAAGCAGGCAUGACUGUAAAACAAGCAAUUGUGUACAACCUCCUCUCUGCCAUGAUGGCUUACAUAGGCAUGCUGAUAGGCACAGCUGUUGGGCAGUAUGCCAAUAAUAUCACACUUUGGAUCUUUGCAAUCACAGCAGGCAUGUUCCUCUAUGUAGCCUUGGUGGAUAUGCUUCCAGAAAUGUUGCAUGGUGAUGGUGACAAUGAAGAACAUGGCUUUUGUCCAGUGGGGCAGUUCAUUCUUCAGAAUUUAGGAUUGCUGCUUGGAUUUGCCAUCAUGCUGGUGAUUGCCCUCUAUGAAGACAAAAUUGUGUUUGACAUCCAGUUUUGACCAUUCCCCGUAAUCACUGUUGAUUACGAGAGUGUUGCCAUGCAGCUUUGCAUCUGUUCCUUGUACUGUAUGCGCAUUGCUCAAAGAAAAGUCAGUGGCUUGCACUACUUACAACUUCCACAGAUUUGAGCAUAACCACAAAAGACUGGUGCUCAGUACUGUUUUCCCUGAGUGAAGUGGUCUUUUAAAAACAUAAAAGCUUGUGAUUAAAAAAAGGAGAAAAUGGGACUCUGUGAACCAAUGUUGAUAUAGGUUUGAUUAAGACUCUUUUUUUAAAUAAUCAUAUAAAACACUAAAGUAAUCUCUUUAUUAGUAGAAACUUCUGUGGCUAUGCAGAAAUAGAAAGUGAACCAAAAAAAUCAUUUAAACUUUAAAAAAUACCUUAAAUGGACUUUGGGCAGACUUUUUGUUUGUGCUUAGGAAUGAAUUGUAGUGCCCUUUAAUUCAGCUACACGUAUACGUAACGGUAAUGGGGAUCAACUUGACAUAAGUUUGAAAUUGCAUAAAAUAGACUGUAGCAAUUAGAGGAAAGCUCAGGCUGCAUUAGUGUAUGGAUUUAGCAUUGGGAAAAGCCCUUAUUCUUGAAUCUAGAGUUACUAUUUUUGUAUAUAUUUGCAGUGUUUGAACUUGCAGCCUAAACUACUGAAAAUUGUGAUUGUAUGUUUGUGUGAGCUUCAGUUUAAUGAAAGAUUCAUAAUGGUUCUUUGUACUAAUAUACUUGGUGUUUGGGAUUUUUUUUUUUUUUUUUUUUUUAAUUUUGUUUUAGUUUGGGUCUUUUGGUGGGGCAGUGGGGCAUGUGGUAAAAUGUUUUUUCCUUAAAAUUGUAACCCCUGAAAUAUCCAAAAAAUGGUGAACCCAAACAAGGUCUAAGUAUUCAGUUUCCCUCCUUUAACAGUACUAACUGUAACUAG